Molecule: messenger RNA, 530 nt
Organism: Mytilinidion resinicola
Lineage: Eukaryota; Fungi; Ascomycota; Dothideomycetes; Mytilinidiales; Mytilinidiaceae
Exons: 2
Coding region: 1-441 (146 amino acids)
Source: RefSeq, a predicted model, not a curated record
AUGCCUUCAUACAACAUUGCCGCUGCAGCAGAUCCGUCACGUACUCCAGGGCCAGAGACUACGACGGCCUUCUAUCCACAGUCACCUACCACGUCCGUUUUCACGGGAGGCUCGAAUGCUCAGCCCUUACUGUUCGACAUUCUGACGAUCCUCUUCGCCGCUGCGUCACUCCUAGUCGCGUAUUUGCAUCUCAGACACGGCAAAAGAUCCCAGCGACCUGUCUCCGAGAAUACGGAUAUCGAAUCUGGCGAGCUGGCAGAACACGGGCGGCGCCGAAAUACGGACGAAACGGAUAUCCAACCAAGCGAUCCUAGCAGUGGCGAAGGACCUGCCUUCACCAUACCAGAUAGAGCGUCUGAAGGACAUAUUGAGAGCGUAGGACGGGUGGAUAGUACUACUUCUACUCUCCAUCCGGCCGGCAUCGAGGAUGAGGCGAAGUGAAUUGAGUUCAAUAGUGCUCAUGUGAAAGAAAGCGGUGGACAGGGAUGACGGUGAUAGAUGAAAAAAGGGUGCAAUGCAUUAGACUAGGG